GAUGGCUGACGACCGGGACCUCGCGAACCAGCCCAAGAUGCCGCCGUUACGUCUCACAAGCAACGUCAAGCCCCAGGGCCUUGUCACCAACUCUUCAGACUACCUUCAACUCUUACGCCUGUCAGCUUUUGCAGCUGGCGGCUCCGUCCUUGUCCAUUGAAUUGCUCCUAGUCCUCUGUUGAGUCUUCGUUUCCUGGUUGGUUUUACCCUGCCAGCAGCUUCGGCCACUCGACUCCCUGACAUCCCACGAACGUUGACACAAUUCCCUCCCGCCACGUCAGGCCAUACGGUUCUCGUCGCGAAAGAGCUUAUAUUUCGUCUCACAAACGCGUAUCGCCUUGCUGAAUGCUCUCCGGGCUCAGUAGAAAGGACAAAGGCGGCGCUACACUCACUCCAAGGAGCACGGUUUCCAAGGCGGGGAGCUGCGUCAGGAUCUCAGAGCCAAAUGCGUAGAUAAAGCUGAAAACAUGGGUUUCGUUGGCGUAUAUAGAGCAAUCUAUGACUACACGCCUUCUGGCGAGGGCGAGCUGGCCAUCGCCGACGGCGACUUGCUCUUCGUCUUGGAGAAAGACGAGGACGAUUGGUGGAAAGCGAAGAAAAAGGCAGCUUCGGAGGAUGAGGAAGAACCAGAAGGCUUGAUCCCAGCCAAUUAUGUGGAAGAGGCACAACCGCUCGGCCAAGCAAAAGCUCUCUACGACUACGCGAGACAAACUGACGAGGAGCUUUCCUUCUCUGAAGAUGCCAUUCUGAGCGUCUAUGACAAGUCAGAUCCUGACUGGACGCUCGUUGGGAUCAAUGGCGAAUUCGGAUUUGCACCGGCCAACUACAUCGAGGAGAUUGAUGCGCCACCGCCUACACCCGCUCGCUCACGACCGGCGGCGGCGGCGGAACCCGAACCGGAGCCUCCAGGUCCACCAACUCCGGAGUCCUCACCAAGCCCCGUGCAGACGCCGGCGGCUGCUUUAGCUGGCAUUAUACAGCAGAGAACUGGCGGGGGGGCAGGAGGAGUAGCCGCUAGACGGCCGGUGUCGCCGCCACCAGCAGUAACACUUCCGCCCCGUAACGUACAGUUCACACCGGAGGAAUCAGAGGAGGAAGCACCAGCUCCCAAGUUGCCACGGCGUCCACCCUCAGAUGCGACGUCUCCGCCCGCAACACGCAAUGUGAGAUUUCAGUCACCUACGUCACCAGAGCCGCCUGGUGUCCUGGCGUCGCCACCCCACAAUCGUCGUGUCUCUAUGCGAGAAGAGCAGGAGGAGGCCUUGCACUCUCCGGGUGGAUAUCACAUCUACAACAUCUAUGAAAUGGUUGAAGUUUUGGGAAAGAGAAAGAAAAUGCCCGUCACCCUAGGUAUUAACAUUGCGAAGGGCAUCAUUAUGAUCUCUGCGGAGAAGGAGCGCUCGUCUAAAGAGUGGACGGCCGAUAAGUUAACACAUUACUCGAUCGAAGGGAAACACGUCUUCAUGGAGCUCGUUCGGCCGUCAAAGAGCAUCGAUUUCCACGCGGGUGCAAAGGACACUGCGCAUGAGAUCGUCUCAGCGUUGGGCGAACUUGCAGGUGCUGCACGAGCAGAGGGGCUUAGAGAAGUUAUAGAAGCAGGGUCCGGCUCAAAUCUGAAGAAAGGGAAGAUGUUAUACGAUUUCAUGGCUCAAGGGGACGACGAGGUCACAGUGGCAGAGGGUGACGAGGUCAUUAUCCUGGAUGAUACAAAAAGCGAUGAGUGGUGGAUGGUCAGACGUAUCAAGAACGGCAAGGAGGGCGUAGUCCCGAGCAAUCACGUCGACAUCAUUGGCACAGUACCAGCACCUGCAUCUGUUACCAGUCCUACUGGUCCUUUGCCGUCCACGAGAUCGAUCGUCGAGCAGAAUCGAGCAGAAGAGGAGCGUCUUGCUCGUGAGGCAGCUAGAAGGAAGAGGGAGGUCGAUCCGGUCGACCCUGCUCCAGAGGGAUCUUCGGGCCUGCAACUACCGAAGAGACAUAGCAGCUUGAUGGCAUCGACUGAUGAGCCGACAAGAUCGCGAGACAAGCGAGCAAGCAAAGACACGAAAUCCGAUAAAAAGUCUCUGCCGAAUCCUUCCAAAGUGCGAACAUGGACAGAUAGGACUGGUGCGUUCAAGGUCGAAGCCGAGUUCUUGGGCUUGCGUGAUGAGAAGAUCCACCUGCACAAACUCAAUGGUGUCAAGAUUGCCGUCCCCGUGCCAAAAAUGUCUCUCGAGGAUCUUGAAUUCGUGGAGAGGGCGACCGGCAUUUCUCUCGAUGAACUCAAGCCACUGUCUGACAUCAAGAGAAAGAACUCGAAGAAAGUUGGCCACGCUGGCGCAUCGAUACAAAAGAAGCCAGAUCAUGACUGGUUCGAUUUCUUUCUCGCUGCCGGUGUCGACGCUCAGAUAUGCGAGCGAUACUCACAGGCCUUCAAUCGGGAUAACAUAGGAGAAGAGAAUCUCGAGGAUAUAACUCCAGUGUUGUUACGCACUCUGGGCUUUAAGGAGGGCGAUAUCUUGCGAGUGAUGAAGAGCCUAGAUAUUAAGUUCAACAGGAAGCGACAGGUCAGCUUGGAGGAUCAGGCGGCGAACGGAAGUCUGUUUUCCGGCCCAGGUGGUGCAUUGAAGAACAAUACUGCCAAGGGUCGACCAGCUCCUCCCACGGAAACGAAGAAUGAACUUGAUCCCAGUCUCCUCCGACAGACUACAGGUGAAGAGAAGCAAGCACCGCCGUCAGCGAAUGCACCAAAGCCCGAAAAGGUUACGAACGGUUUCGAUGACAAUGCAUGGGAGCCAAGAGAGUCGAAGACAGCUGCAGCACCACCUCCUGCAACAACAACAACUGCUUCGUCGCCGCCGCCGCCGGUGCAGCCCGCCAUCACCCCAGGCAUGGCGGAACUAUCAUUACUCUCACCUCCUUUGCAACCAACUCCAGCCCCUCAGCCGGCCCCAGCUACUCAAUCUCCUCCGGCCGUGUCCGCUCAACCGGCUCAACCAGCUCAACCAGCUCAGCCCACUGGAGCAACACCAUCAUUGUUCGAACAACUUGCAAAAGCUCAGCCUGCGCAGCCAAAGCAGCGACCGAAUCAGCCGCAGAACACCCAGAAUCUGCCCGUGAACUCUCUCAUUUCUCCUCCCCCCGGUCGAUCCGCGUCGGCUCCACAGAAUCCAAAUCAGCAGGGUGGCUUCCAGCCCCCUCCCUUGCAGCCACAGCUUACUGGCUACAAUCUACCUCUGAGAAUGCAGACGACGGCUGCACCGCCUGGACAAAGUCUGUCAGAUUUAAAUCAGCAACGUUUGUUCCAGCAGCAGCAGGCCGCUUUCUUGCAAGCUCAGCCGACAGGUUUCCAGGGUCAACAGGGAUUCAAUCAAUUCCCGCAGAAUGGUCUCAUGCCUCAGCCUACGGGCUAUGCUGGGCAAUUUAUGCCAGCUCAAACCGGCUUUGGCGGAUUCCAACCUCAGCAAACUGGCUUCCAAAACCCAGCUUUCCAACAAGCUAUCAUGAAUGGGCAGCAGAAUGGGUCGCCAUUUGCUGACCCACCUCGUGCUCCCUUCCAGCCUCAGGCGACUGGCUUCCAACCUCAGGCCACGGGCUUUGGACAGCAGGGCUUUGGGCCCUCGCCACUGCAACCACAACCAACAGGUGUCAAUGCAUUCCUGCCUCCAGCUCUGCAGCCUCAGGCCACUGGAGUUGCUGCGAAUCAAUUGAACAACAAUCAGUUUAACAGCCAGUCGUUCUCUCCCCCUCCAGUCCCACCCAUACCACCUCAGCAGCAAGCUCCUGCACCGCUCAUCCCGCAAAAGACUGGACCUCCACCGCCGGUGAGGUUUGGAACACAGGGAGCCAAGAAGCUUGCUCCUCAACCAACCGGCAGGGCAAACUUGAGCAAAGCUACCCCGCAAAAUCCCUUUGGGUUCUGAGCCGUAAUUCUCACGUAUCUCAUUCAGUAUACACGUUUUCAAAUACCUAGCGUUCAAUCCACUUUCCUCUUCUCUGAACUCCUUGUAAUAUGUGAUCUUUCCCGUGCAUAUCUCGUUCUUUCUUCUUCCCCGAAUUAACACGUGGCAAUGGGUAGGCAUGACGAAAUACGAGAUGACUUGCAUUGUGAGCGGUGCAUGUACAAAGCGAUUGUCUCUCAUAUGUUGUUUUUUCUCUUUUGAAUUGCUGCUUCACUUGUGCGUGCAUGUGUUCAGGGUGGUGGCAGGCUCAUUUUGUGCGUCUCUUCACACGUUGUAUGUAGCGUAAUCUCAUCACUCUGCCUUGAUAA
Molecule: messenger RNA, 4249 nt
Organism: Verruconis gallopava
Lineage: Eukaryota; Fungi; Ascomycota; Dothideomycetes; Venturiales; Sympoventuriaceae
Exons: 3
Coding region: 468-3902 (1144 amino acids)
Biological process (GO): actin cortical patch assembly; regulation of actin filament polymerization
Cellular component (GO): nucleus
Molecular function (GO): ubiquitin binding; protein-macromolecule adaptor activity; identical protein binding
Source: RefSeq, a predicted model, not a curated record